This is a messenger RNA of Daktulosphaira vitifoliae (grape phylloxera), 1562 nucleotides long. RefSeq lists its product as uncharacterized. Lineage: Eukaryota; Metazoa; Arthropoda; Insecta; Hemiptera; Phylloxeridae. The coding region runs from base 83 to 1003 and encodes 306 amino acids. The transcript is spliced from 4 exons. The record is from RefSeq and is a predicted model, not a curated record.
AUAACGGGCGAUUUGAAAACAUAAAAAACGAUUAAAUUUGCGUUUUUAUCGAGCAUAUAAAAUUCUGCGAGAUUGCAUAAAAAUGUAUUCUCUUGAUGGACAUGAUACGUCAGAAAUGAAUGUGUACGAAGGAGAUUUAAACGAAGACGACCGAAACGAUGUACGAAAAUGUAUAGUCGGAGAUAUAAUUAAAAUUAUUUCUGGUAAAAUUCCUCUAGAUGGAGUUGUUCGUGGUAUAAAAUUCUUCAUUUUUGGAUCUGACGAAAUUCCUUUUGCAGAGUAUUGUUGUGCUGCUUUUUACACAUAUUUGGUUUUAGAUGAUUCCAUGUUUUCUGGACUAAUAUUGUCAACAUCAGCUGAUAUAAAAAUUGAUCAAGUUAUUAAUUAUUUGUCAUCCAAAAAUUUACCACAAGCACAAAAUGCAUUCCAUAAAUGCAUUGCUAAUUUAAACAUAAAUGGUUUUGAACAAAUGAAUUAUGAUAACAUCAUUUUUCAAAGACAGCAGGAAAUCAUAGAACGUUGUUCAACUUCUGGACCUUCGACUUCCCAAUCAGAGAGUGUAUCGAUUGAUCAAAGUGGUUAUGAAUCUCCUGCAUCAUCAAGUGAUUCUUACAAAAUUAAUCAUUUUACUGAUGCAGCUAAAGAAUGUAUUUUAUGUGCUGAUGAGAUGGCUUUAAAAUCUAAUUUAUAUUAUAUGUUACAAAAAGAUGAAAUUAUUGGAUUUCAUGAAUCUAACAAAAUUAAAACUUAUUCUCCUGUAAAAUACUCUUUUGUUCUAAUGAUAAGAGGCAUUAAUUUUGAUUGGAAACAGCCAAUAGCUUAUUACAUGGUAUCAAGUAGUUGUACGGGAUUUGAACUACAAGAUAUUAUUUUUACCAUAAUUCAAAAACUUUUUCAAUUUGGAUUAAAUGUCAAAGCCUUUGUUACAGAUAUGGGUUCUAAUUUUGUUAGUUUUAGUAAUACAGUUAAUGUAACUCCAGUCCGUACUUUUUUUUUAUGUUAGUGAAAAAAAAAUUAUUUAUAGUUUUGACCCCCCACAUUUACUAAAAUCAACAAGAAAUAUGUUUUUUUGCAUAAUUUUUCAUACAAUAAUAGUUUAAUAGAAAAAAAUCAUUUAAUUUCUUUUUAUGAACAAAAUUCUAAGUGUAACUUAAAAAUGGCCCCUAAAUUAACUCAUGCUCAUAUUUUUCCUGGUCCAUUUGAAAAAAUGAAAGUUUAAUUUUUUUUCUAAUUUAAAAGUAAUUGAUAAAAAAAGUGGUAAUGAUGUUACAAAUAGUAUGAAAUUUAUAAAAGGUUGGUUAGUCUCCAUAUCUGGCUUGGUCUUACUAUGGAAAGGUUUAAAAUUGUCCAAAUCAACAGUUCAACAAGAAACCUACGUGCUUUACACUGGAAGAAUAAACCAAGAUUGCCUUGAAAACUUAUUUUGUACUUUUCGACAGCAAAAUGGAAACAAUACAAAUCCAACACCUUAUCAGUUUUUAUAUGCCUUUAAAAAAAUAUUUUUACUUAAUUACUUUCAACAUUCAGAAAAUGCUAAUUGUAUUUGUGAGAUUUAGAUGAAA